AUGGAGUUCUUGGAGAACAUUUGCUGCGAGCCUAGGGAACGUCUCCCGGCGAUCCCGGUGCUCCCUCUGACCUCCGUUGCAGGUUUGCCAGCAUCUCAAACCCUGAUCGAAGAAAAUGUGACUUAUACUACGAAGCCGAUGGUGGCUGAACAAAUAAUCGAGGUGCCACAGGUCGAGUACCGCGACCACAUUGUAGAGGAGCGACAAACAGUGGUUAUGGAGAAGGUUGUUCAUGUUCCUCGAAAUGAGAUCAAAGAACGAGUUGUGGAGAUCCCACGCCAUAUCACGCGAGAAGUUUUCGUCGAUGUACCUCAAGUUCAGGUUGUCGAGAAGUUUGUCGAGGUGCCGACUCCAGUUUAUCAGGAAAAAAUCAUUCCCGUGGCUCGCCCGGUGAUCAAGCAAAAGACUACGCACGUGCCGAAACCUGUUAUCCAUGAAAAGACUGUUGAAGUACCCCGCGUCUACUACAAGCCGGUAACAGUCGAGAAAAUUGUCGAGGUUCCGGAUUACCGUAUCGAGUACAAGUACCGUGAUGUCCCAGUUCCUCAGAAAGUCUUUAGAAUUGUCCCGGUGGAUCGUAUCAAGUAUGUGCCACAGAUUCGUUAUGUGGAAAAAGUCGUCAAGAAACCAGAAAUUCGCACCCAUACGCUGCCCCUAUUUGAGAAUGUACACGAACGGCCUGUCGCAGUUGCUGCGCCGCGUCGUGUUCCGGUUGCCAGCCCUGCCACGCCGGUACUCGUGGAACGGCAGCGUCGUGAAGCGAAUCAACUGGUUUACCUGCCCUCGCCGACUCCGGUCGCGGAACGCCUCGUCUCAUCAGUUCAGCACUCAUCAGUAGAACGGCCUCAGUCGGUGCCGUCUGCGGCUGCCUCUCCUCGAUCGCUGCCGACAACGGUGUCUCAGAGUCCCCUCCCACCUUCAGAGCCGGUGAUUGAGACAAAGCUCGGCACUAUGACGUUCCCUGAAGAACGGCGUAUGCAGCUGCUCGAACUCCAGGAGCAGCAGAGGCUGGUGCAGCUUCAGGCUCACCAGCAGCAGACUGCCAAUGAAGCGCAGCACCAGCUUUUUAUGAAAGAGCAGGAACAUCUCCGCAGGGAGGCACAGGCUGUUGCGGAUGAUGUCAUGAUCCAGACGCGGUAUGGCCCCAUGAAAUUCCAGAACUUUGAAAAAUUGAACAAUGAAGACGCUAUGACGAGUCCUCUUGUUAGCGGUCCAGUUGCUGGCGUGUAUCCUGUCGUCUACGAGUCACACGAUGAGGACCUUCUGGAUCAGCGUUACAAGAUGCAGCUCCAGCAACUAACGAAGAUAGCUGCACGAAAUGCAUUCCAAGCAGGCCGUAAUGUGUACGAAGGUGUCCGCAAUCUCGUCAAUGGGGGGAAACAAGGCUGA
This is a messenger RNA of Neospora caninum, 1389 nucleotides long. RefSeq names its product ALVEOLIN1, related. Bases 1 to 1389 code for a protein of 462 amino acids. NCBI's taxonomy places the organism in Eukaryota, Apicomplexa, Conoidasida, Eucoccidiorida, Sarcocystidae. The record is from RefSeq and is a predicted model, not a curated record. The transcript is spliced from 6 exons.